This is a messenger RNA of Penicillium odoratum, 951 nucleotides long. Its product is annotated as 3' exoribonuclease family protein. Gene Ontology annotation, biological process: poly(A)-dependent snoRNA 3'-end processing; nuclear mRNA surveillance; rRNA catabolic process. Bases 1 to 951 code for a protein of 316 amino acids. NCBI's taxonomy places the organism in Eukaryota, Fungi, Ascomycota, Eurotiomycetes, Eurotiales, Aspergillaceae. Gene Ontology annotation, cellular component: nucleolus; cytoplasmic exosome (RNase complex); nuclear exosome (RNase complex). The transcript has 2 exons. The record is from RefSeq and is a predicted model, not a curated record.
AUGAAUGACCGACGCAGAGUUAAUGGCCCACCAGGGGGCACUCGCCCAGCGGUAUUCGCAUCAAAUCAUGAAUCAAGCAGCGCGACUCAUCGAGCCCGCCGUGAGCGUCAACCAAACGAGCUCCGGAAAAUCUUCCUGAAGACGGGUCUCAUCCCCUCAGCCUCUGGCUCUUCAUAUCUCGAAUUCCAACCCUCCGCCUCUCUUGCUGCCGCACGCUCUGACCCCAAAUCUUUGAUCCCGCCUUCCUCAGCUUUGAAGCUCGCCUGCACAGUCCAUGGCCCCAAGCCACUGCCUAGAUCUGUGCCUUUCUCCCCCAAUCUUGUCCUCACCACACAUGUCAAGUACGCGCCCUUUGCGGCCCGUAAGAGAAAGGGACAUAUCCGCGAUGCAACCGAGCGGGAUCUCGGCGUUCAUCUCGAAACAGCCCUGCGAGGCGCAAUUAUUGCCGAGCGCUGGCCCAAAUCUGGUCUUGAUAUUACCAUUACCAUCCUAGAGGCUGAGGAUGAUCGCUGGUGGGCCGAUGCCCCGGAUUCGCACGAUGCUUCGUGGGGUAUGAUGAAUGUUUUGGCGGGUUGUAUUACUGCUGCAUCGGCGGCUGUUGCUGAUGCCCGCAUUGAUUGCUUGGACCUUGUUGCUGGUGGUGUUGCUGCGCUGGUUUCAGAUGAUUCUAGCGAGUCUUCUGUUGUUUCUCCCAAGUUGAUGCUGGAUACGGAUCCAGCUGAACAUCAUUCUAUCUUGUCCGCUUGUGUUGUGGCUUACAUGCCGGGUCGGGAUGAGAUUACUGAGCUUUGGCUCAAGGGAGAUAGCUCCAAGGCUGCACUGGGUAAAGGAGAUGAGCGGACUGCGCAUGAGGCUUUAAUAGAUGGUGCUGUUGACGCAGCGAGAGGGGCACACUCUGUUCUUGGUGAUGCUCUUCGCGAAUCUGCCAUGCAGGCAAUGCAAUCUCAAUAA